AUACAGAUAUGCAGUUAUAUCAUCAGAAAUGGAGGGAAAGUCAUUGAUGUAAAUUAAAAACAGAAGUGGCCCAAGGAUGGAGCCCUGGGGAACACCGAUAUCAACCGAAGCAAGGCUGGAGCGAACAUGCUCUACCUCAACACAUUGUGUGCGGCCUUCUAAAUAUGAUUUCAGCAUCAUAAGUGCAUUGUCACGUAUACCGUAAGCAUACAGUUUCUUAAGUAAAAUGGUUUGGUUCACAGUGUCAAAUGCUUUUCGGAGGUCAAGGUAUAAGCCGCAGACAACUUUGCCUGCUUCAAAUGCUUGGUUUACCUUUUCUUGAACCAAAAGAAGGGGCAUGUAAGUGCUCAUGCUUUUUCUAAAACCAAACUGAAAUUCGGUGAUGAUUUUGUUAUGUUCAAAGAAAUGCUCAAGUCGGGUAUGUACUAGUUUUUCUAGUAUUUUCGAUAUAAAAGGCAGUAUGCUUAUUGGUCUAUAGUUUGUAAAACGUUGCUUAUCCCCUGCUUUAAAAAUUGGUUUUAUAACCGCCGUUUUCAAAGGGCGAGGAAACACGUUUUGGCGUAAGCAUAAAUUCAAGAGAAAGACAAGCUCUCUUAGGACAGUCUGUCUGGUGUUGCAGACGGGAUGGCGAAAGGGACGUCUCUCCGUGCACGACUGCCACCGCCCCUGGCGGACACGAUCCAGACGGCAGACGUUGCGCACGGGACGGACUCACCGAAACUGCACCGCGCGGCGCACUGGUGGGCGGUGUUUUUGCAUCGCGUGCACUGGCUGGCCGGCGGUGCGCACUUGUUCACCCGUUUUCAGCCAACAUGGAGUCGAUUCCGUCAGUGGAUAUGCAGCCCGACGAUCUGAAGGGUCUCAGCGAUGAGCAGCGUCUGGAGCAAGUCGGUAAGCGGAUCUUGGACGCACUAAAAGACAUCGGCUUCGUUUAUCUGCUGAACCACGGCCUGCCAGAAGAGCUACGUAAUUCUGCUUUCAAGUCGGCAAGCGACUUCUUUGCCUUACCGAUUGAGACAAAGCUCAAGUAUCAUCGUUUUCAGAAGACAAGGGUCAACGGCUACACACCUAUCAAAGACGAGGUGCUGUCCAACUCCGACGGUAGCCGUGACAGUGACACCCUCAGCGAGCUCAAAGAGGCGUGGGACAUGAUGGUCCCGGGCGAGGACAUGCCGACGGCAGAGGCGCCCGUCUUCUGCCGCGAUUUCGAGGCGCUCAUGAGCGCGCUGUCGGCGCUGAGUUUGCGGGUGCUGGCCGGUCUGGAGGUGGCGCUCGGCCGGCCAGCGCUGCUCACGGCCAGCCACCGGCACCAGCUGGGAGCCGAGAGCGGCACCGUGCUGCGCGCCGUGCACUACCCGCCGCUGCCGGAGCCGGUGCCGGCCGGCGCCGUGCGCUGCGCCACCCACUCGGACUGGGGCAGCAUCAUCCUGCUGCUGCAGGACCCGUGUGGCGGCCUGGAGGUGCUGAGCCGCGCUGGCCGCUGGGUGCCGGCGCCGCACGUGCCCGGCGCCGUGCUGCUGAACGCCGGCGACCUGUUGGAGAUCUGGACCGGCGGCCAGGUGCUGGCCACCAAACACCGGGUCGCCGUGCCGGAGGAGGAGCGUCUGCGCCGCGCCGACCGGCUCUCGCUGGUCUACUUCGGACAGCCCGACGACGACGCCAUGGUGGUUCCGCCCAGUGGAGCCGAGCCGUACCACGCCGUGAAUGCCAGAGAGUACCUGGCUGCCAAGUACAGGUCGUGUCUGCUGAAGUACAAGGAAUAGCCGGAACAGCAGAGGCGCGCCCACGUCAGUCCAUUUGGGUACCGUCAGUCCACGACAGUAUACUUGCUCGUUGCUGUCUCCCCCUUGGCCUGGAGAACGCUCUUAACUGUUAAAAUGCAAUCAUGCAAGCAAGCUUCCAUCCAAACGCUUACACGUACAUGCAAAGUGCAUAAACUAGCAGGCAAGCUGAGUUAUCUGGGAAGGCAAGGUUUACCAGAAAUCCCCAAUUGCCAGUGUAUGCACUUGAGCAGUCAUAAUUGAAGUCCGAAUCAAAAUGCUUUGCUUUCCUAACCAGCCACAACCAAGAGGAAAUGUUAACAGCAAUGACAAUAAUACUAUGACAUGCAUCAUACACCAAACAAUUAAGAAUGGUGUGCUAAAACCCAGUUGGGCGCGAGUUAUGUAAUGUGUUUCAAAUUAUCAUGCUUUUCGGUGUGUAGGUACGAACUUGGGUACGAACGCUGCAUUGUACAGUUUUGAGGCUGGCGUUGUAAUGUACACGCUGCUGCUGUCAGGCUGGUGUUGUAUUACACACUGCUGCUGUCAGGCUGGUGUAUUACACGCUGCUGCUGUCAGGCUGGUGUAUUACACGCUGCUGCUGUCAGGCUGGUGUUGUAUUACACACUGCUGCUGUCAGGCUGGUGUAUUACACGCUGCUGCUGUCAGGCUGGUGUUGUAUUACACGCUGCUGCUGUCGGCUGGUGUUGUAUUACACGCUGCUGCUGUCAGGCUGGUGUUGUAUUACACGCUGCUGCUGUCAGGCUGGUGUUGUAAUGUACACGCUGCUGCUGUCAGGCUGGUGUUGUAAUACACGCUGCUGCUGUCAG
Messenger RNA from Amphibalanus amphitrite, 2590 nucleotides. RefSeq names its product 2-oxoglutarate-Fe(II) type oxidoreductase ppzD-like. NCBI's taxonomy places the organism in Eukaryota, Metazoa, Arthropoda, Thecostraca, Balanomorpha, Balanidae. The record is from RefSeq and is a predicted model, not a curated record. Bases 813 to 1763 code for a protein of 316 amino acids. Gene Ontology annotation, molecular function: dioxygenase activity. The transcript is spliced from 3 exons.